Archocentrus centrarchus (flier cichlid) is the source of this 1195-nucleotide messenger RNA. Its product is annotated as C-type lectin domain family 4 member E. The record is from RefSeq and is a predicted model, not a curated record. The coding region runs from base 57 to 860 and encodes 267 amino acids. Lineage: Eukaryota; Metazoa; Chordata; Actinopteri; Cichliformes; Cichlidae. The transcript is spliced from 7 exons.
CUGAAAGACUCGCCUGCAAAAUCGAAACUUUGAGAAAACAGAACAAGAGAGGAGCCAUGGAGAUGCAAGAGAUUCCCAAAGAGAAGGAAAAAAGCAAAGAAGAUGAUAAAGGAGCAGGUGAACCGAUGCUGGAAGUCGAAAUCAAAGAGGAAGCAGAACCAGACCCCUAUGCUAAACUGCAGGCUCCAUCUGAGAAUAUCUAUUCAGAAGCUUUAUCUAGUGGUGCUCCGGAAAAAACAACACCAGACAAAGAACAGACUGAAGGAAAUGCACGUCUGUACCGUGCCGCGUGUUUAUUCCUCACAUUAAUCUGCAUCGUCCUUCUGGUGGUUGUCAUUAUCCUCGGCCUGAAACUGCAAACAGGAUCAACAGCCUGCCCAGUGACAGAGGAAACUAUACCAGCAGACCAGAGAGGUUGUGCAUUGGCUCCAGCAUGCACCUUCGAGCGCUGCCAGGCUCGCUUCCCAGCCAUUCACAUUAAACACAUUGGCUGCAAGCAGUGUGCUGAAGGGUGGCUGACCUUUGGCCGAUCUUGUUUUUUCCUGUCGACUUUUAGACUGAGGUGGUCCGAGAGCCAGCAGAACUGCACCUCCAGAGGGGGCUCUCUGGCUGUUAUUACCAGCAAAGAUGUUCAGGAUUUUCUGACAAAGAAAGGGAAUCUCCAAUACUGGAUUGGCACCAGUCAAAAAGGCACUGAAUGGACCUGGGUUGACAACACUGAGCUGCAAGAGAGCUACUGGGCAGAAAAUCCAUGGAAUGGGAACUGCGGGAUCCUCGACAGCACAGCCCCAGCAGACAAAAACUGGUUCAGAGCUCCCUGCCACUCCGCCACUUACUUCAUCUGUCAGCUGCAGUUCUGAUGGCGUCUUUCUACAAGAACAAUCUGUUCUGUCAACAAGCAUCAAAUUCUCCAAUAAAACGUCUAAUCAUGUAUGUUUCUAUUAUCCAGAAAAGAAAUACAAACAAGCCUCUUAGCUAACAGUUGCUAAUAGUUUAACACUUGAAGAGUUGUUUAAUUACUCUAGGUUGUCAUAAGUCAUAUUUGCUUGCAGCGUUGUGUGGAAUAAUUUCUGUUCUAAUAUUUGAUACAUUAUUAAUGGUGCUUUUAAGCUCGAAUCAGAUCUCACUCUUUUGCACUGUAUGACUUUAUUUUCUGCUGUCUGACUAUUUUACAAAUAAAGGCCAGUAAAACUUU